Molecule: messenger RNA, 1573 nt
Organism: Pistacia vera
Lineage: Eukaryota; Viridiplantae; Streptophyta; Magnoliopsida; Sapindales; Anacardiaceae
Product: aldehyde oxidase GLOX-like
Exons: 1
Coding region: 16-1527 (503 amino acids)
Source: RefSeq, a predicted model, not a curated record
ACAGGCAUUGUAGCGAUGCACAUGCAGCUCCUCCAUAACAACAAGGUGGUCAUCUAUGACCGUACCGAUUUCGGUCGCUCCAACCUCUCUCUCCCCGGUGGCCUUUGCCGAUACGACUCUGGUGAACAAGCCCUUACAUAUGACUGCACUGCACACUCCAUUCUCUAUGAUACCACCACCAAUGGCUUCCGCCCCCUUAUGGUUCAAACCGAUGUUUGGUGCUCCUCCGGCUCGGUUAUACCCAACGGAACCCUAGUCCAGACUGGAGGCUUCAACGACGGUGACCACGUUGUCCGUACAUUCUCCCCAUGUCUUGAUCAUGAAAAUUGUGAUUGGCUUGAAUUUCCAGAAUACUUAUUAAGACGUAGAUGGUAUGGAACUAACCAUAUUUUACCUGAUGGUAGCAUAAUCAUUGUUGGAGGGAGAAGAGAAUACAGCUAUGAGUUUUACCCCCGGAAUCCUCAAGCUCCAUUUCUUCUACGUUUCCUGAUUGAGACAACAGAUUAUGCUGAGAACAAUUUGUACCCUUUUGUCCACCUUUUACCGGACGGAAAUUUGUUUCUUUUUGCAAAUACAAGAUCAAUAGUGCUAGAUUACAAGCAAAACCGUGUGGUUAGAGAGUUCCCUGAGAUCACUGGAGGUGAUCCGCGUAAUUAUCCAAGCACAGGAUCAUCCGUGUUGCUUCCUUUAGAUGAAAAUAACAAUGGCAGCAAUGUUGAAGCGGAGAUCAUGGUCUGCGGUGGCGCACCAAAGGAUUCAUAUGGACGAGCAUUGCGACAGGACUUUGUACGUGCAGUUUCCACAUGUGGGAGGCUCAAGGUUUCCCAUGCAAACCCUAAUUGGGAAAUGGAACCAAUGCCAACGCCGAGAGUUAUGAGUGACAUGUUGAUUCUCCCCACCGGUGAUGUGAUCAUAGUCAACGGUGGCGAAAGCGGUACUGCUGGGUGGAACAAUGCGCGGGACCCAGUAACCCGGCCGAUCAUCUACCGUCCAUCAGUACAUGAAAGUAGCUUGAGAUUCUCAGUUAUGUCACCGGCCUUCCGGCCGAGAUUGUACCAUUCCUCAGCUAUUCUCCUACCUGAUGGGCGUGUUUUGAUAGGCGGUAGCAAUCCACAGAUCUAUUACAACUUUACCAAUGUACUUUACCCGACCGACUUGAGCUUGGAGGCUUUCUCACCGCCGUAUUUAUCGGUUGAAUACACGGCAUUACGGCCGAGAAUCAUGCACGUGGAUCAAACAGUGAGGCACAGGCAGUCGUUUAGAGUGAAAUUCAUUGUGCUAAAUUUCUUGUCAGGGAAUGUUGUAUCAGUGAGAAUCAUUGCACCGUCAUUUACAACGCAUUCUUUUGCAAUGAAUCAGAGGAUGGUGGUAAUGAAUAAGCUUGGCGUUUCACGGGUCGGGCCUGCUGUGUAUAAUGUGGACGUUGUGGCCCCGUCGACGGCUGAGAUUGCUCCUCCGGGGUACUAUUUGUUGUUUUUGGUGCAUGCCGAAAUUCCUAGUCCCGGUGUGUGGUUGAAGAUAGAGUGACGAGUUGUUGGGUAGAACACAGUUGUUGCCUUGUUGGGUAGAAUAA